UAGGUCUAUGCUGCCCUCUUACUGGUACCAUUCCGAUAGGACAUCUCCCACACUGCUUGCUUACUGUAGGAAGGAGCUAGGCGACACCUAGAACUUGCCAACUUUAUGGACUACUGGAUACAGUAAUAGCACAGACAUACUGCUGUCACAAGCGUCCCCUACAGCUCUGUGACGGGGAAGGGAAGCCUACUACUUGCCAGUCAGCAUGCCCAUGUCAGGCCAGUCAUGAAACCGCUUGAGGCCAUCCGCUGUACGCACCCCAACUGUUUGUGUGAAUGCUUCUCCCCUGGAAAGUCCUGUCUCCGCCACUGUGAAACAUGCAAGCAUGGUUGGGUCUCCCACGCUCUUGACAAACUCGGCUACGCACACUUAUUCAACCUCGGGAUGCAGGUGGAGGUUGUCCAACCCAACAUUGUUUUCGACAUCGCAAGUCUGAUGCUGUAUGGAGCUCAGGCUACACCUAUUCGACUGAAGAUUCUCCUGGACCGUCUGUUCAGUGUCCUCCAGCAUGACGAGGUGCUGCAAGUACUCAACGGCUUCGGCUGGACGUAUGAGGACUAUGCCAGGGGAUACAUUCUUCAGGUAGGACAGGACUCUAAUGGCCGUGUCCUAGACAAGUGGACAAUUGCAUCACGGGAGGAGGAACAUAUCAUUCUUCAGCAGUUUUUGCGGUUUGGAGAGACCAAGGCCAUUGCUCAGGAGAUCAUUCUACAGGACACCAAAGAGAAACAAGACCUGUACAUCAAGCAGACAACACGAGCAGAGUCGGAGAUCAAGAAAUUCAUUGAACGCAGUAAUCUGAGCACCACACAGGGCCUCAUUCGACCUUAUGAAGCGCGACCUCUGUUUGCUGGACGUCUUCCCCUCCUGCCUCCUGGCAGCCGCCUGUUGACUCCCCCUCUCCUGCAGGCCAGUUACUCCCCCACAAGAGAUAUUCGACCUCUGGGCAUGCCUACCUCAAAUGCAACUUCCACAUCCGUCUCCCCUCUUGGCCGACUUCAGACUAUGCAACCCUUUGAGUUCCGGCGAGAUCAGACAAGUCCAGACCCAAGUCCCAACUCGGUUGACAAACCAGCAGCAAGCUCCUCCCCAUCAAGUGACAGUCCGAAGAACCUUUGUUCGACGCCUACAUCUGUCCACUCAGCUCCCUCCCCAAUCAUGUCACAGAGGAAUCUUGACAGCAGUGAGAAUGCAGCUGUGCCUGGUGGCAUCUGUGUCAUGGACGAUGAUGAUCAGUCUCUAGGGGCCAUUGAUUACUCCACAAAGGAAGACCCAGCUUCACCAGACUAUGACAGUAAAGCCAAGCAUUUGAGAAAGUCAAACCACCCAAUCAAGCGUCAGUGGACACCUUCGGCUGGGUUUGGACAAACAUUCAUUGGGCCAAAUGGUAAGAAGCGUGUGCUGUGUACAGCUUGUAACAAGACAUUCUGUGACAAGGGUGCUUUGAAAAUUCACUACAGUGCAGUUCAUUUGAAGGAAAUGCAUAAAUGCACAGUUGAUGGCUGUAACAUGAUGUUCAGUUCUCGCAGAAGUCGCAAUCGUCACAGUGCGAAUCCCAACCCUAAGCUCCACAUGGCAACUAAGAGGAAAGACAUGAGUGACAGUCCUAGACCCUAUGAUGAUGCCAAGUCUGUCAGGAUGAUUAACAGCCCACCAACCAUGGUAGUUCCUCCAUCACUACUUCCUAGAGGGACACUGCCUGGAGUCGAUGCCCAAGGCUUGAUGAGAGCUGAUCCUGCCUUUUUUGUUGACAUGAACAAUCAGUUUGCUUAUAUACAUGCCCCAGAUAAAAGACCAAGACUUGACACAGAUGACACUUCAGAUGACAAUCACGAUGAACCAAAGGACCUCAGCAACCACAUUGUGGAGGAGGGUGAGCCACUAGAUGAGGAGAGCAAACAAGAGCUCAACGUGCAGAGAGGGGGGAGUCGCAGAAAGAGCAAUGCUCCAACAAGGUGUGCUCAAAAUGACGAGAUGUAUGUCAUGUCAGAUGAUAACUCAGAUGACAAAGAUCCUUCAAAUGGCAAAUCUCUCUCAGGCAGAGGUAGGAGAGUAUCCUGUAAGGAUGGCAAGUCUGAAUCUGAUCGUCAUCAUCAGGACUCAUGCAUCAAAUCAGAACCAAAGGAUGAGGUACAGCAAGAAGAUGGUGAAAAGAAUGAAGACAUGGGCUGUGGUAAUGGCAUCCACUGUGGACCUGAAGACAAACUACAGUCAGAUCAGGACCUCAAAGAGCAAAUCAGCAGAAAACGAAAUUCCAUCAAUUUCCCAAAGAUAGCAUCCCUUUUAACCAACUCUAGCCAUCAGAACAAUAACAACAAUAGUAGCAUUGCAUCUGAUGAUAGUUUCCAGAAUCACUCUGCUUCUAUCCAUGAAGCUAGCCCAUGCUCUUCCCCUUGUCGGUCUGAUCAAGACUCUGAAGAUUCAUGCAUUGAUUCAAACACAAAUGGCCACCUUAUUGAUGACUUGGAAAUUCCGAUUGACAAGACCAAUCCCAGAAAAUGCCUGACAUGUGGAAAGAUGUUCCAGAAUCAGUUUGGUGUGAAGAUCCACUACAGGAAUGCACACAUGAAGCUUGUACAUCCAUGCACAGUUGAUGGCUGCAGUGCUACAUUUCCAUCUAAGAGAAGCCGAGACCGUCACGCCUCUAACCUAGGCCUCCAUAAGAAGCUGCUGUCAUCAGAUGACCAUGAACAGGACGGAGAUUCCAGCACCAACAUGCAAAGUUUGAGAGAAAAUGUGCUGCAGUCCCUGUACGGCCCAGACUUCAUUGAGAAUGAGACUUGUGGGAGGAAUGGCCACCUGUCUCCAUCAGCUUCUGGAUCAGCUGGGUCUGACUGCAACUCUGAUGAUGAGCCAGAAGAAGAUGAGAUCCAUCUCAAUGGCCAUGCUGGCAGUGAUGACUCAUCUGAUGCAUCUGUCUCAUGCCAUCUCUGUGAGUCCAAGUUCAGGGACAACCUGGCUUUAAAGGAACAUUUUGAGAACAUACACCCGAAGGAAAUGUUUCAGUGCACCAUCAAUGGAUGUGAAAAGAUAUUUUCAACACGUAAAAGUCGGAAUCGACACAGUCAGAAUGAUGGCCUUCACCGCCAUCUGCCGAUGGGGAAGAAGAAUGGCGUGUCCUGACCCAUGUGUCAGAAGACUAGACUCUAGCAACCUCAGUGGUUCACCAUAUGGCCACUUCUAUAUAUGCAGCACUUCCGUCAGUAGAGUAUUCAGUGUCUUCGGAACCAAUGGCGUCUGUGUGAUGCAGUUCCACAUUUCUCUACAAUAGGAGAACAAUUCUCAUGCAAUACGGUCACUUGACCAUUUAGUUCUGUAUAUGCAUUUAGUUUGUAGUGUCAGUAGUUGUCUACUACAGACUUGGAACGUUCAUAAGCAAACUGUGGUAGCAGCACUAGUGUUUCUCUAGGGUUUUCCCAGAAGCAGUGCCUCUUGAACUCUAGCACAUGACUCCAGGAUGAUGGAGCAGAGAAAGCCUUAUGUCAUGUGAGUGAAGUCCUAGACUGUCACCAGGAACUAUGCCCUAGAAUAGGAGUGUAUUGUGCUGUGGACCUCAAAGACAAAGUGGGCUUUAACAUAGAGUGAAAGUCUGUAAUGUGAGUGAGUAGACUUUAGACUUUCUUCAUCUGUUGGAUGUAAGAACAAGCUGAGGCAACAUGUCUGUGAGGAGGACAGCGUGCUAGAACAGUCCUUACUUGGUACUAGCGAGGUCAGCAUCAUCACCUCAGAGACAAAGGGAUUGUGUAUUGAAGCAAUAGUUUGGUAUGGGCAUCUAGCUCACAUAAUAAGGUUCAUCUGGACCAGCUACAGUGCCCAUGUGUGCCAUAGUGGACCAUCAGUUUAUAUAUCCAUGACAGCCACUACUGCAAGGGUGGUCUGGGUGGGAGGCUGAAUCUUCAUCAGUAUUAUAGUUCCUGCAUAUAUUUGCAGAGAUGUGUGCCUGCAAUUCAGUAAAACAUUGCUAUGUCUGAUUAGAAUAGUUGAAACAUGCCCGUAUCACUUUCUGGAGAUACUGUCAACUUCCGUUGGAUAACCUUAGAUACAAUUCUGUAUGUUAGACCAUACAGUGUUUCUCACAUUGAUAUUGUGCAUGUACAAUUAACCCUAAAACUAUCAAAAGGCAACGUGCAACAGAAUCCCAAUAACAGCUAUAUCUGAAACGGCAGGUGUUUCUCUUCAGACUUAGCAACUGUUUUGCUGAUUGGUGCAGACUAGGGAGGAGACCCUUUUCAGAGGGACUCGGCAUAUCACUACCACAUGUGCAAUGGUCAACUAUUUAUUUAUUGAAUCUAUGCAUGUUUUAGCAAGUUAACACGUUAUAUACAUGUCAUUGUUCAUUUGCCAUCACUUACCCACAUCAUGAAUGUUGUUUUGUGCAUUUUAUACCAUGUUUGUAGAUGAUCUCAAGACGAGCAAGUUUACUGACAAAUGCUUUUUCAUCAUAUAUAAUCACUUCCAACCCCAGUUUUACAUGACAAAUAUGCACAUAUUGUAGCAUCAUACAUAUUAUGCAAUCAUAGCGGGAAAUGGCCGCCUUAUCAAUAGCAAUUGUUUUAGAUCUUUUGAUCAUUACACAUUAGAUAUAGUUUAUUCUCUUUCUUUGUAAUCUUUAGAAACUCUUGUCCUUCUAUAUUCAUCUCAGUGGUCUCAUAAAACACAGGUAACCUAUAUUUCUCCACCUUUCAACACAUAUUUAUUGCUCCUAUCUUCAAGAGUCUAUCACUUUAACUCUUUCUACAAGAUUCUCAACACACCUGAUGCCUGUUCUUAGUACAGAGUUGGGCCUGUUUCUCUUUCUUUGUCAUUUAAAGCAUAAUAUUUUCUUCUCACCAACUGAAAAACUUCAAAUUGAAUAUCUGUAUUUGUGAAUACCAGAAUUAUUUGGUGUUAUUUGAUGCUGUGAAAUCUGGUCAAGACAAAUGACAAUUGAGCAUUAGCAGUGGGGGGUUGUGCAGAUUAUGUUUGUGUAAGUGAUAGAACAAAUAGAGAUUAAUUAUUCCAUGUCCCAAACUUUGCGAUCACCUAGUUUGUGGUAUUCACAGUACUUUAUGCUUUAGGGCACAGAACUAGUCUCACUUGUUUGUUUUAUGGUGCUAUUACAAGAUUUAACAUUUGCAAUAUUUUUCAUACAUUUCAAACAUGAGUGGAUUUUUUUUCUCUAUAUUCCUAAGUUUUAGUUGGUUGUUUUUGUGAUGGUUAAAGGUAGCAAUUGUGUGCUCAAGUGAUUAUAUUGUCAUUGUUUUGCCAUUAUUUUAACAUACAUACACUCAGGAAUAUAUCAGAUUUAUUAACUAACUCGGUUUUAGUGUGUAGCAGUAGAUUUGCUGAAAUAUGUAUGGGGAUUCAUAAUAAUUUGCAUAAAUUAGCAUAUCAUUUCAUAAAUCCAUUUUAGCUGUGCAAUAUUGCAUUAUAAAUACAUCAUACCUCAGACAUGUGUGCAAUCAGCUGUGACAGUCCCAUGGAUAUUGAUAUAUAGAUCUUACACUUUGUUUGAUUGGGCUCAAAUCAAAACUUGUAUUUUUAGAUAUUUUUUUCAGUUUGAACAAUACCCAGUAUACACAGUUAGCCUUAGACAUGACUAAGACUAAGACUUCCAUGAUUGUAGAGUGGGUCCACAACUAAGGAAUUGUGCAUAAACUAAUUUGUGUGCCAUACAAUGUAGUCUGUUUGUCUGUUGGUCACAUGUUCCAAACACUGGAGAUUUGUUGGAGGGUUUUCAGUAUUUAUUUUUGUGUAAAAAUAUUAUUUGAUGUCAUUAUUUAUUUCUCAUUCGUUUGUAAAUUUUAAUGCCUUGAAAAACAAAAUAUUUAUAUUGUUGGUAUGGUAACAUUGGUUAGUGAUAUUUGUUUUAAGACAAGGUAGAAUAAAACAAUAAGAAAACAUUUCAAAAAGAUUUUGUUCUUGUUGUUUUACAUUCUGGACAUAAGAGUGAAAUGAUAUCUAUAUCAGUAGUACUAGGCAGGCUUACAUGUUGAAUUAUAAACAUUUUCCACCAUUGUGUUUUGAUGUGUUUUCAUUAUGUUGAGAAGAAAGUCGGUUAAUUAAUAUAUAAGGUAGAGUUUUAUAGUUUCUGAGAUUCAUUGUAUGGUUGUGCUAAUUUCAGAUAGAUAUUGUGUUUUAUGUUGAAAAAAAACACUACAGAUGUUUUGUCAGUUAUUAUUUAUUUGCAUGUAAAUGAUGUAUGUGCCCAUUCACAGUAUGCCAAAACAAAGGGUUUUCUGUACGAAUCAGCUUAGAAUCUAUGCACAUUCUUUACAUUUUGUUUGGUAAUAAUGAUCCAUUGAACUAUUAUCACGAUGACUGUAUGAACAUUAUUACAAUAUGGUAAUGUAUAUGAAAUGUAACCUUUAUCUGUUGUGCAUUUAUUAGGGCUGAUGAUCUGCCAAAAUAACUAGUUUAAAAAAUGUUGAUUAAACCAAUAUUGAUACUUAUUGGUGGCUUUUUAUGAAGACUAUGUUAAGUAUUACCUUUUAGCAAAUUGCCAAGACAUUGUUUUGCCAGAUCAUCCUUGGAUCAAAAACACAUGGGAAAUAAAUAUUGCAAUGUUCGUGCACUGAUGCUGCAGUUCCUACAGACAGGUUCCCGUCCUGCAUGUCAAGGCUUCUUUUGUCAUUGUAAGAAGUCAUGGCUUGAAGCUUAGAAUAAGGCAUCCACUUAAAGAAGGAAAAGAGGACAUUAGGUUAUACAGAUAUUCAAGGUUAAGCACUGUCCUAAAGUAAUCAAAUCAAAAUGGCUGAAUGGUUAAUGCAAUUUGUGAAAUAUUACCUUAUAAUUCAAGAGGGUUGAAGGGUCGAGAUGGAUGUAGGGGCACUAUUCGAGAUGGGUGUAGGGGCACUGUUCGAGAUGGGUGUAGGGGCACUAUUUGAGAUGGGUGUAUGGGCACUGUUUGAGAUGGUUGUAGGGGGCACUGUUCGAGAUGGGUGUAGGGGGCACUAAUCAAGAUGGGUGUAGGUGUACUGUUCGAGAUGGGUGUAGGGGCACUGUUCGAGAUGGGUGUAGGUGUACUGUUUGAGAUUGGUGUAUGGGCACUGUUUGAGAUGGUUGUAGGGGGCACUGUUCGAGAUGGGUGUAGGGGGCACUAAUCAAGAUGGGUGAAGGUGUACUGUUCGAGAUGGGUGUAGGGGUACUGUUCAAGAUGGGUGUAGGGGCACUGUUCGAGAUGGGUGUAGGGGCACUGUUCGAGAUGGGUGUAGGGGCACUGUUCGAGAUGGGUGUAGGGGGCACUAAUUAAGAUGGGUGUAGGUGUACUGUUAGAGAUGGGUGUAGGGGCACUGUUCGAGAUGGGUGUAGGGGCACUGUUCGAGAUGGGUGUAGGGGGCACUAAUUAAGAUGGGUGUAGGGGCACUGUUCGAGAUGGGUGUAGGGGCACUGUUCGAGAUGGGUGUAGGUGUACUGUUCGAGAUGGGUGUAGGGGCACUGUUUGAGAUGGUUGUAGGGGGCACUGUUUGAGAUGGGUGUAGGGGGCACUGUUCAAGAUGGUUGUAGGGGGCACAGUUUGAGAUGGUUGUAGGGGGCACAGUUUGAGAUGGUUGUAGGGGGCACUGUUCGAGAUGGGUGUAGGGGCACUGUUCGAGAUGGGUGUAGGGGCACUGUUCGAGAUGGGUGUAGGGGGCACUAAUUAAGAUGGGUGUAGGUGUACUGUUCAAGAUGGGUGUAGGUGUACUGUUCGAGAUGGGUGUAGGGGCACUGUUCGAGAUGGGUGUAGGGGCACUGUUCGAGAUGGGUGUAGGUGUUCUGUUCGAGAUGGGUGUAGGUGUACUGUUCGAGAUGGGUGUAGGGGCACUGUUCGAGAUUGGUGUAGGGGCACUGUUUGAGAUGGGUGUAGGUGUACUGUUCGAGAUGGGUGUAGGUGUACUGUUUGAGAUGGGUGUAGGGGGCACUAAUUAAGAUGGGUGUAGGUAUACUGUUCGAGAUGGGUGUAGGGGCACUGUUCGAGAUGGGUGUAGGGGGCACUGUUCGAGAUGGGUGUAGGGGGCACUGUUCGAGAUGGGUGUAGGUGUAUUGUUCGAGAUGGGUGUAGGGGGCACUGUUCAAGAUGGAUGUAGGGGCACAGUUCGAGAUGGGUGUAGGUGUACUGUUCGAGAUGGGUGUAGGUGUACUGUUCGAGAUGGGUGUAGGUGUACUGUUCGAGAUGGGUGUAGGGGGCACUGUUCGAGAUUGGUGUAGGGGGCACUGUUCGAGAUGGGUGUAGGGGGCACUGUUCAAGAUGGGUGAAGGUGUACUGUUUGAGAUGGGUGUAGGGGGCACUGUUCAAGAUGGGUGUAGGGGGCACUGUUCGAGAUGGGUGUAGGGGCACUGUUCGAGAUGGGUGUAGGGGGCACUGUUCGAGAUGGGUGUAGGGGCACUGUUCAAGAUGGGUGUAGGGGCACUGUUCAAGAUGGGUGUAGGGGCACAGUUCAAGAUGGGUGUAGAGGCACAGUUCGAGAUGGGUGUAGGGGGCACUGUUCAAGAUGGGUGUAGGGGGCACUGUUCAAGAUGGAUGUAGGGGGCACUGUUCGAGAUGCGUGUAGGGGGCACUAAUCAAGAUGGGUGUAGGUGUACUGUUCAAGAUGGGUGUAGGGGCACUGUUCAAGAUGGGUGUAGGGGCACAGUUCGAGAUGGGUGUAGGUGUACUGUUCAAGAUGGGUGUAGGGGCACAGUUCGAGAUGGGUGUAGGUGUACUGUUCAAGAUGGGUGUAGGGGCACAGUUCGAGAUGGAUGUAGGGGCACUGUUCAAGAUGGGUGUAGGGGCACUGUUCAAGAUGGGUGUAGGGGCACUGUUCAAGAUGGGUGUAGGGGCACUGUUCAAGAUGGGUGUAGGGGCACAGUUCGAGAUGGGUGUAGGUGUACUGUUCAAGAUGGGUGUAGGGGGCACUAAACAAGAUGGAUGUAGGGGCACAGUUCGAGAUGGGUGUAGGGGCACUGUUAGAGAUGGGUGUAGGGGGCACUUUUUCGAGAUGGGUGUAGGGGGCACUAAUCAAGAUGGGUGUAGAGGCACUGUUCGAGAUGGGUGUAGGGGGCACUAAACAAGAUGGAUGUAGGGGCACAGUUCGAGAUGGGUGUAGGGGCACUGUUAGAGAUGGGUGUAGGGGGCACUUUUUCGAGAUGGGUGUAGGGGGCACUAAUCAAGAUGGGUGUAGAGGCACUGUUCGAGAUGGAUGUAGGUGGCACGGUUCGAGAUGGAUGUAGGGGGCACUGUUCGAGAUGGCAGUAUAUAUUUCCUGUAUGUUGUUGAGUGUAUCUUUGUUGAGUUAUAGUAACUCUGUGUCAUUGUUACUUGAUUGCUUCCACCCGGAAUUUGCCAAACUCAGAUUUGUUUACCCCUGUGAUAACACUUUUGUUGAGAGCAUGCUUGAGUGAUAUGGAACUGUCAGUGCCAUCAAACAAAGGAAGCCAGAUCAAGGAAGUCUACUGUUUAUAAUGGCAUUAAACUUUGUAAACAUUAACAACUCCAAAAGGUUCAACAUUGGACACCAACAGUUAUGUAUUACAUCUGUGAAUGUUAACAUGUCUACAGUAUUACACUGAUAUCACUUGAUCUGUGCAUGUUGCUCCAUAGAGCCAGAAACAGCUCAUUAUUGAUAAACUGUGAACUUUGGCCACACUUUGAGAAUCAAGCAUCAAGCUUAAGAGGAGGGAGGUUGGACAGGGCAAGUUUAGUUCCUACAUAUAGAUUCAUCCAAACAUUGACUUUCAUAGUUUAGUGUAUUCCAAGUUAAGAACUGUAUGUUAUUAUAGAUGAAAUCAUUAUAACUGGGUCCAUUUUGUAGACAGGAACAUGUAGUCCUUCAUAUAUGUAUAAAGGAGAUUCAUUACUAGAUAACAUACAUCUAAGAUAUUGAACUCAAUUCAAGAUUAGGUGUAUCACUCAAAGUUGGGAAAGUAAAUGAUGAUGAAAGUGAAAUUAUUUCUCCAAAAGCAACAUGCAGACUAGAGCUUUCAUACAGGCUUGUAUUUUUUGGUGUGUGUUUUUAGUUUUUUGGGAAUACAAGAAACGGAAACCUUGACAUUGACAACAGUUUAUUUGGGCUCAUAUUUUCAGCUAUAAAACUGAUAUUCCUAAUUUUGGAUUAUCUUGAACCAUAAUUUAGGUAUGGUAGAACAUUCCAGUGUGGGAUAGUAUUUUAGUGUGACAUCCACCCCAUACCUGGGUUGUCUCCCCCUUGUCCCAGCCUGUCCCCCCAGUCCAACUUGCCAACUUCUCCUUUAUACACAGGUUACUGUUGUGCUGUAUUCCAACUAACUUGUGUGGCCGCUACCAUAGUCCUCACGUUCACCUACUAAUUUGCUUGAAAUUUUGUAACAAACACAAUUUUGGGCUGUUAAAUUUGAGACCAUGCAUUGUGGAUUGGUGGCCAUGGGCCAAGGUGUUUGUGGCCACAUGGCGGUCUCUUUGUGAUGGCUACAAUGGUUCGUUUCCAUGCUAGUGUAUGACAUCUUAGCAAGUCAAGGUAGAGUCUUGUUAGGUGUUUAAAGUGUAAUCAAAAUAACAUGCAUGGCGAUCUAGUUGUGUACCUCUGUUUUAUUGUAUGACAAGAAGACAUACAUACAGUCAAAAUUUAAAUUUGCAGCAUUUGGGUGUAUCAUCAUAACUAUAUUUGACCAAUAUGUAAAUUAAUCAAAAGUAAGAAGUCAAGGACAAAGCUUUAUUUGGACAUUCAAGUGACAUAUGGAUCGUCAUGCAAUGAACUGACUUAUGUAGUUCUUAGUAUUAUUUUGUACACGAUUUGGAAAAAACACAAAAAUAAGUUGAAUUCUGCAUGGCUCAAUUUAGCUAGAAUUGUUUUUGUCACAUUGCCACGUAGUUCUGAGCUGUACAACGUUUACUUGUGUAUUUAUUGUUGAGGCGAAGAUAUUUAUAUGAGUAAUUUGACUGGUUUUAUCUGGUCAGGUUAGAAAUAAACGUUUACACGAAAAUA
Haliotis rufescens (red abalone) is the source of this 10898-nucleotide messenger RNA. Its product is annotated as zinc finger protein basonuclin-2-like. NCBI's taxonomy places the organism in Eukaryota, Metazoa, Mollusca, Gastropoda, Lepetellida, Haliotidae. Gene Ontology annotation, cellular component: nucleus. The record is from RefSeq and is a predicted model, not a curated record. Bases 226 to 3123 code for a protein of 965 amino acids. The transcript is spliced from 5 exons. Gene Ontology annotation, biological process: regulation of DNA-templated transcription.